AUGAAAAGUCGCCAAAGAGCACAGUCCGGAGUCGCGAAGCCCUCACGGAACGCCACCAAAAGAGGGACGAAUUCCUCAUCGUCCCUGACCUCAUGCAGUAUUGACCGCCCGCAUCGCUAUAUAUAUUGUCUGUACUUCAGCACGAGCAAUGCAGUUCAAGCGGCGUUUCACACGGACAGACCCCCUUCUGCGGGAUAG
Colletotrichum truncatum is the source of this 198-nucleotide messenger RNA. Lineage: Eukaryota; Fungi; Ascomycota; Sordariomycetes; Glomerellales; Glomerellaceae. The record is from RefSeq and is a predicted model, not a curated record.